Messenger RNA from Naegleria fowleri, 1473 nucleotides. RefSeq lists its product as uncharacterized. Gene Ontology annotation, cellular component: cytoplasm; nucleus; plasma membrane. Gene Ontology annotation, molecular function: protein serine/threonine kinase activity; ATP binding. NCBI's taxonomy places the organism in Eukaryota, Heterolobosea, Eutetramitea, Acrasida, Naegleriidae. Gene Ontology annotation, biological process: protein phosphorylation; intein-mediated protein splicing. The record is from RefSeq and is a predicted model, not a curated record. Bases 1 to 1473 code for a protein of 490 amino acids. The transcript has 2 exons.
AUGAACAACAAUAGCACACCAACUCCGACCAUGAUGCCUUCUUCCUCGAGUACAACCAGCAAUAAUGGUGCAAAUGUUCACCAUCAAAAUUCUUCGCAAGUGAGUGCUUCAUCAUCUUCUCUUUCCAGCGCAGAAUCCUCAUCAUCCACUCCGGUUCAAGCCCAACCUUCUCAAGUAGAGCCUACCAUGUUUCCAAGACAAAUCCCACAUAACAUGAGCUUUUCUGAUUUGAUGGCAGAGGAAAUGGCUUUAUCGAAUCAGUCCAAUGUGGACUUGGAGGCAUUGCAACAAACAAAACAAAAGUUUGAUUAUAAGAAUUUACGUCCUUCUCACUUUAAGAAGAUUCGAUUGUUAGGACGUGGAGAUGUCGGUAAAGUUUACCUUGUAAAACACAAGGAAACUGGUAGAUACUUUGCCAUGAAGGUGCUGAAAAAAGAAGAAAUGAUUCAACGAAAUAAGGUCAAGAGAGUGCUCACCGAACGCGAAAUUCUUGCUACUACCGAUCAUCCCUUCAUUGUCACGCUUUACAGUUCUUUCCAAUCAAAAGACAAGUUAUACUUUAUCAUGGAAUAUUGCAGCGGAGGAGAGUUCUUCAGAAUGCUACAAAAGCAGCCAGGAAAGUGCUUGCCAGAAUCUUCAGUUAGAUUCUAUGCAGCAGAAGUACUUUUAGCUUUGGAAUAUUUGCACUUUAUGGGCUUUAUUUAUCGUGAUUUGAAACCAGAAAACAUUUUACUCCAUCAGAGCGGUCACAUUCGAUUGACUGACUUUGAUCUCUCGAAACAAACAGUCCAAACAGUCACUCCAAAAAUUGUGAAAGGAUUUUUCUCCUCUGAUAAGAAGAGCAAGCUAGACACGAAACAAAUUCAACAAUUUAACAGUUUUGUCGGAACAGCUGAGUAUCUUAGUCCUGAGAUUAUUGCUGGAUGUGGACAUACUUCGACAGUUGACUGGUGGACAUUCGGUAUUCUGAUGUACGAAAUGCUUUUUGGUACAACACCGUUCAAAGGAUCUUCUCAAAAAGAUACGUUUAAUCAUAUUCUUCACAACAAGCUUGAAUUUCCAAAGGACAAGCCAAUAUCUAAGGCUUGUAAGGAGUUGAUUAAGAAAUUGUUAGUUUCUGACCAAGACAAGAGAUUGGGACAUAAGAAUGGUGCUGCAGAUAUUAAGGUUCAUCCAUUUUUCAAGGGUAUUAAUUGGGCUUUGAUCAGAAACGAAACACCUCCAAUCAUUCCACAAGUUACUGAUCCAGAGGAUACUUCAAAUUUCAGACCUCUUGUGGAUAGCGACGAAGAAGAUGAAGAUGAAGGUUCAGAGCAAGAGGAAAAUGCUGAAAAUAAUCCAUUCAAGAAUUUUGCUUACACCUCCCAAAAGAAACUUUCUUAUGGAGUAGACAAGCUCGAACCUUCAGCACAUCACGACAGUCACAAAGACAAAGAAAUAACACAAACAAGAACCAGUGAGGUAAAACAAUAA